GUGAUGGACUUUGCCCAGCUGGUAGCCUACGAGUCGGGUUCUCUUGAGGUUUUGGAGUUCUCAUGGCCGCCCGCCGCCGAGGACCAGGCCCCUUCGCUAUGCUCUGCCUAUGUUAUUAUGAAACGGCCUACUGGCUUCUUGCUGUGUAUUCCGGAGGGCUUCUUGAGUCAGGAGGAGAGGGACCUUGGACAGCAGCCCGCCGAGGACUCUGGAAUCGGCCCCUCUACCGUGGUGUCAGCCUCCCCUCUUUUGCUCACUGCCGAGGGGAACUGGAUCGCGGCCCAGGACCAGGAGCGUCUCUCGGCCUUGGUGGUGGACAUGUCCGAUCACAUGGUCGAGCAACUGGCCCCAGCAGACCUGUCUGCGGAGGAACUCGUGUGUUUUCGUCAGGGGGAGCCGAUGCUCUUUCCCCUGGCCUCCGAGGUGCUGAAGCAGUCAAAGGAGUGGCUGCUGGGAACGGGGAAUCUUCCCGACAACAGGUCAGGUUACCAGACCGCGGCCUCUGCCACCCAAGCUCCUGCACCGCGGCCCAAGCCUCCGAAACCGAAGAGACCUACGGUGCAACAGCUGGCCGCCCAGCAAGCUCAGAUGAUGCAGCUUAUGACUUCAGUGGUGGAGCGUCUCGACGGUUUGCAGGCCCCUGUGUCCCCGGCUCCCGGCCCCCCUGGGCUGGCUGCAACGGCCCCUCCUGCCGCAGUGAACACCGCGAUCCUGCAAAAGCCUUUGGCGUCAGUCCUCCGCCAGGCCUCAGCUGCCCCUCGCGUCUUGGCACAAGCCAUAGGUCCUCCACCUCCUACCCGUGCUCAGCCUCCCGCGGCCCCUGCUCAAGUGGACUUGGAAGAGACGGCCUUGGUGGCAUUAGUGGGGCAGCUGGCGUCGGGAUCGGGCGACCCCUUGUUGGAAGCCACCGGGCAAGCCGCCAGCGUGAAGGGGGCAGCCAACCGGGCGAGGCUCCAGGAGGAGCUGGCGGGCCGAUCCGGGGCGUUCGCCGACAAGAUCCGGGCGAACAUGGGUCGGCGUAUGGACCCCACUCACCUGAUGGCCGAGGAGCAGAUUUCUUUCAUGAGGUACCUGGAGAGGCACGGGUCGUUUUCGGCUCAGCCUCUGCUGGGGCUUCUGGCUUGGCAGACUGCCCAAGCUCUCGACCUCCUAGCUGCCGGGUCGGAGGCCGGUGCCCGGGACACUCUUUCCUUGAUGUUGCUCAUGAUGGAGCAGACGGCGCUGGAUGGGGGCAACAGCUCCCUAUCUUGGCUCCCAACCCUGCAAGCGGAGCCGCCUCAAAGCUUGUUUCAGGCGCCUGCCUCAGUCCCGGGAGCUCAGCUGCCGGUGUUUUCAGCGCUUGCCGAGCAAAAGUGGGUGACGACAGCGCUGGCUUACGCAAAGGAGCUGGAUACCAUAAGUGUGCGGGAGCUCACAAAGAAGCAGCAGAGGGCAGCCGCUUGGGCCGCCCGAAAGGUCGGGAAGGCGGUCUUCCUCGGCUGGUGCCCCUGGACUUUGGACUACCUCUACCUUCGGAGCCUCUCUGGACUCCCCUUUGCCCCCGGCAGCAGCCUCAGAGAAGAGGGCGAGUUCACCUUUGAAUCCUGGAUCGCCGCUUUGCCCCGCCUUCUCAAGCGUGGGAGGGUCUUCCACCAGCGGUCCUGCCGAAACGCGUCUGACCGCCGGGCUUUGGCCGUUCGGCGGUGCGUGCCUCUCAAUCCGGCCCAGGUCGAGGCCUAUCGUCGGAUCGAGCUUUCGGGGGUUGUGUCUUUUGUUGAGCGCUGCGGCUUGACCCCUGGCGCUUAUCCUGGCGACGGUGCCUUGCCUGAGGAGGCACCUUUUCUGCCCCAUGCCGACCACGGCUUUGAGGCACUUCACCCUUACAGGGACCUUCGGGCUGAUCAGGUUGCUCUGCACGGCGAGGGGAAGUGGGACCUCGCCGCCCAUCUCGGCCCGGAUCUUUACAUGCCUUUCGUCGAGCCCCAGGUCUUGCAUUUUGCCGGGCUUGAGGCCCCUCACCCCUCUUUCGCGAAGGAGAAGCCGGAUCACCUGAUUGGGAUUUGCAGGCUUUGGGACGCUUCUUCCCUUCUUGGGUUUGUGCCGGGUCCUCUGCCAGACAAGCAGCUCACGCGUCUUUUCGGGGCCUACAAAGCUCCUGGCAAGCUCCCGCCAAAUCGGUUCUUGCCCUCGGGCCCCUUGCUCUGCCGAGUCCACGUGCCUGCUGGUUGCAGCUUGGUCGGUUCCGUGACGGACCGGCGGGAUUUCUACACGCAGGCCAUGAUAUCCGAAGAGAGGGUGGAGCGCUGGACUUCGCGCUCGGGCUUCCUGCCUCCUUCCUUCCAGGAGUCGAAUACGCAACAGGGGGGCACCAAGGUCUGCUUGAAAGGUGGGGGUGCCUCCCUCCUGCGCGCCGCCUCCGUUCUCGCCGGGGACUUCGUGCCAGGCUCGUUUUCCGCCUCCCUCGAUGCCCUUAGCCUCGCCAAACUUGCUUAUGAAUCGGAGGAGGUGGCAGGUGCCACCUACCUUGGCUUCCCCACUCAAAAGAGGCUGUCUUUGGCUGCUGCCUCGGCCCGUGCUGCCGAGUGCCCCUGCAUCUCUGAGGAGCUGGUUUCCUGCCUCACCGGCUCCUGGGUGUCGGCCCUCAUGUACAGGCGAUGCCUUAUGUCGGCUCUUGAUGGACUUUUCUCCUUAGGGUCGCGGGCGAACUUCAGCUCCUCGCCGUCCUCGCCGGUCGUCCAGACAAACCUUUCUGCUGCUCCUUCCCCUCGAGUCUAUGCCUCUGACGCUUCCGACUCAAAGGGCGCCUUCUGCUCAGCGCCCCUGGGCCACGAAGAGUCGUUACGAAUUUGGCUCGCCUCUGAGUCAAAAGGGCACGCGGUUAGGCUCUCCGAAGAGAAGGGGCGGGAGGUGUCCGCGCCUGGGCUUGGCGACCUACCCCCCGACGCUGGGCCGAAGAAGCCACUCGCUUGUUCCUACGACUGCCUGGAGGUAAGCGUGUCGCAGGGAGCUUUGUCUGAGAACCUCGGCCGGCUUGGGUUUUACGCCGGGCCUGUCAUCGACCCCGCUCGGUCGAGACACUUCCGCCAUACAGCCCCCCGGCUCCUGGAAUGGAUCCUCUUCUUGCUCUCCGAGAAAAGGCCUCCCCUCCGCUCUGCUGCUUGCCCGGAGGGUUUUGACGCAACCGAGCCUCGCACCAGAGAGGGCAACAAGCUCGCCCUUGCUCACCUGUGUCUCCUUCGAGCUGCUUUGAGGUGUGCAGCAAGUCUACUUGUCUCUGAGGCUGUUGUCGAGGAGGGCUUCGCCGGCCUCCUUGCCAAGGCCUUCGCAGGGGCAAUCUCUGAGCCGCGACCGGCCGAGCCUGACCGCAAGAGAGGUCUUGAGAACCUUGCUGUCAACGACCUGUUGCUCACGGCCUCCUGGAAGACCGAGGACCCCGACGUCCUCGAGGAGCUCUGCGGUUUUGCCGGGCUCUCCUCUGCUUCAGCAGGCUGGCUUCGCCUGUCUCUCCUCCUCGCCCGUAAGGACUUCGACGCGUGCUUCGGCUUUCCUGGAGAAGGGCCCAUAGGACCGAGAAACCUCCAGGACGAGCAGCGAAAGCAGGCACGUGGCCCGCUAGGUUUGCCGGAAGGCCGCCCAGUCCUCCCUAGGACGAAGCUUAACCGUGCCUCCCUCCUAGACCGUUUCAGCGACUGGCUUGGGGAGAAUGGUUUUGAACGCGAAGCUUUUAUGCAGUGGUGCGCUGAGGCCCUAGCCAAGACUUUGGAGCAGUUCGGCGGCAGGGAACUCUUCGAGGCCGGUCGGCCAUACUGGCACUACGCUGAAACGAUCAAUGCCAUCAGCGCGCGCCGCCCGGCUGUCCGCCGCACUCUGCAGGGCGCCUGGGAUCUGGCCUUCAGUUGGCUCGCUCUGGAGCCUUACACCCACCACGUGGCGAUGCCAGCUGUGAUCCUGCUGGCGCUCUUAUCGGUUUGCCUUACCUGGGGGUGGCGAGCUGAAGCAGGGAUUUUCGCUUUGGCAUGGGGUGCCCUUCUUCGAAUUGGCGAGGCAACCGGAGCAGUUAGGUCCUCGCUGGUGCUGCCGAGGGAUACCCUGUGGAGCCAGGCCUUCAUCCUCCUGAAGAUAGACGAGCCGAAAACUCGCCUGCGUACUGCCAGGCAUCAAGCUGCAAAGGUCGAGGCCCAGGACCUUGUUCAGCUGAUAGAUCUGGCUUUUGCUCACCUGCCGGCCUACAGCAAGCUCUGGCCUCUUUCUGCCCAGACGCUGCGCAAGAGACUGGACAGCGCGCUGGAUGCCCUACAAGUACCUACCACACGGUCCUGCUCCCGGCCAUUAGACCUCGGGUCUUUUAGGCCGGGGGGGGCUACCUUCGUCCUCCAGGCCACGGAGGACGCAGAGCUGGUGCGCAGACGAGGCCGCUGGGUGUCGGCAAAGGUUAUGGAAAUUUUAUCUUCAAGAAGUAGCAGCAUCGACGUUUUAUCCGUCACUGCCGGUUACCACCAGAAGGCGGGUAUUGGAUGCGGCUACAUGCUUUCCUGA
Molecule: messenger RNA, 4515 nt
Organism: Symbiodinium necroappetens
Lineage: Eukaryota; Dinophyceae; Suessiales; Symbiodiniaceae
Source: the annotation of a GenBank genome assembly